Molecule: messenger RNA, 2071 nt
Organism: Lineus longissimus
Lineage: Eukaryota; Metazoa; Nemertea; Pilidiophora; Heteronemertea; Lineidae
Product: succinate--CoA ligase [ADP/GDP-forming] subunit alpha, mitochondrial-like
Exons: 9
Coding region: 42-1019 (325 amino acids)
Biological process (GO): tricarboxylic acid cycle
Cellular component (GO): succinate-CoA ligase complex (ADP-forming); mitochondrion
Molecular function (GO): succinate-CoA ligase (ADP-forming) activity; succinate-CoA ligase (GDP-forming) activity
Source: RefSeq, a predicted model, not a curated record
CAGGUGCGCAAAAGGUCACAGAGGACGUCCUUCGCUACAAAAUGGCAUCUUCGAUCCGGAUUUUCGCCCGCUACGCUGGCCAAACGUUUGGCACAAGAAAUGUAUAUACAAAUUGCCGGCACCAUUUAGCAAUCAACCAAAAUACGAAAGUGAUAUGUCAGGGAGUUACUGGUAAACAGGGUACCUUCCAUACCCAGCAAGCCAUUGAGUAUGGAACUCGUAUGGUUGGCGGUGUCAGCCCUGGCAAGGGUGGGAACACCCAUCUUGGUCUACCUGUUUUCAACUCAUGUACUGAGGCCAGAGAAAGAACUGAUUGUGAUGCCACGGUGAUUUAUGUCCCGCCAAAGUUUGCCUCGGGUGCUAUCAUGGAUGCUAUUGAUGCUGAAAUCCCACUGAUUGUUUGCAUUACUGAAGGGAUUCCUCAACAAGACAUGGUGAAAGUCAAACAUCGAUUAUUACGACAAGAUAAAAGUAGACUAAUUGGACCCAACUGCCCUGGUAUCAUCAAGCCUGGAGCUUGUAAGAUUGGUAUCAUGCCAGGCCAUAUUCACAAGAAUGGAAGAAUAGGUAUUGUUUCAAGGUCUGGCACCUUAACUUAUGAGGCGGUACAUCAGACGACCCAGUCUGGACUUGGCCAGUCAUUAUGUGUGGGAAUUGGUGGCGAUCCUUUCAAUGGAACAAAUUUCAUUGAUUGCUUAGAAGUUUUUCUAAAUGAUCCCCAAACAGAAGGUAUUGUUCUCAUCGGUGAGAUUGGUGGUGGUGCAGAAGAGAAGGCCUCAGAAUACCUCAAGCAACAUAACACAGGCGCCGAUGCUAAACCAGUAGUUUCAUUUAUCGCCGGCAUAACGGCACCCCCUGGUCGUAGGAUGGGCCACGCUGGAGCCAUCAUUGCUGGUGGGAAGGGUGGUGCGGAGGAUAAGAUAGCUGCCUUGAGAGAUGCUGGUGUUGAUGUCACAAUGUCUCCGGCACAGUUAGGAUCUACUAUGAAAAAGGCAAUGGAGAAAGCUGGCAAGCUGUAACAAGGAACUGGUGUUUCUCACUUUCUAGUUCAGGUUUGGUGAUUUGAGAAAAUCUCCAUACGUGGGCAUUCCAUCAGUAUGAUUAGCUGAAGGUCAAGUCAAUCACAAAUUUAUCGGGAAUGGAGAUUUUUCGUGACAGCGGGUCCAAAUAUGGGUGAAAAGACUUCAUAUGUCAUAGAUUACCGGUACUAAGUAUUCAGUAGCAUGACAGGAGAACUUUGUCCAAUAGGGGGAUGAUUGUACAUUUUAAAUCCAGCUUGAUUCUGUUGUACUGACUCAUGGCUGCCACUGGCUCUAUCUUGUGAGGAAUAUUUUCCAACCCUUACCAUUGUGCUCUCGAUUCGAAAAUUCUGUGUCCCAUGGUUUAAGUGUGCCAGUUUUGAAAUUUACAGUUCGACCAAUCAUUCGAAUUAGAAACAGUCCUUAAUGUGUACAUAAACAAAAUUGCAUGUCCUAUAAAACAGAACAGCUUGUCCAGUAAGCUUCCAGCAGUUAGUUGACAAAGUAUUAAUCACUGUUCCCUUAAAAGGGAGACUAUAGGCAGCAAGCAGGUAGGUCUGAAUAGCUUAACUGAAAUUGUCGAUAGAGGGCUCUCCUAUCCCACAGUUCAUGAUCUUUGCCCUCACUCCUGCCUUUAGUCCCCCCUUUAAGACACAACUUUGCGACAUUCUUUGGUCAACUUUGUAAUAGAUUGAACAAUAACCAAAAAGAAAGGGAUGUACAUGUACUUGGACUGAUCCCUCUCCAGCAUUUGUGCUUUGGACUUCUGGUAUAAUUCUGGUCAUGCAAUGUGUAUGAUGAUUUCAGCCUCUUGGCCCUUACAUUGUGUAUUCUUGUGAGCAUGACCACAAAGUUUGUUUCAGUUUAUAACCUGGGGCAAGGUGAUUUUACUUACUUCACUGCUAAAAGGGAAAGGGGUUGAAAACAUCAUGUUCUGUUAUGGUUUGUGAAUAAAUGGCAUUUGUCAUUGUUCUCUAAUGCAAAAUAAAGCAUCAGCUUUGUUGAUAUGUAAAAAAAUCAGUUACAAAUAAAAAGGUUUUAUUUAAAUUACA